Messenger RNA from Dendroctonus ponderosae (mountain pine beetle), 1349 nucleotides. It is a transcript of the gene cyp33, whose product is annotated as peptidyl-prolyl cis-trans isomerase E. Bases 220 to 1119 code for a protein of 299 amino acids. The record is from RefSeq and is a predicted model, not a curated record. Gene Ontology annotation, molecular function: peptidyl-prolyl cis-trans isomerase activity; RNA binding. Lineage: Eukaryota; Metazoa; Arthropoda; Insecta; Coleoptera; Curculionidae. Gene Ontology annotation, cellular component: intracellular membrane-bounded organelle. The transcript has a single exon. Gene Ontology annotation, biological process: protein folding; protein peptidyl-prolyl isomerization.
GGUCCGAAAAAUAAAAAUUUACGCGACGCUCCUCUAGCAACCAGUACCACUAUGGUACCACUUCUCUUCAUCUAUUGUAUGAGAGUAACCUCUGUGAUCAGUGCGUGUUUGUGGCGUGUUUCAAACAUUGUUUAGAUUUUGUGUUCUAGCCAGUUUGAGUUUUUAAAGAAUCUUAAACUUAAAUCCUAUAGAAUUUGACUGGUAUAUUUCCUAAUAAACAUGGGCGACACGAAUAAGAAAAUCGUCUAUGUGGGUGGUUUAGCUGAAGAAAUAUGUGAAGAAGUAUUAAAAGCCGCGUUCAUUCCAUUUGGAGAUAUUGUUGAUAUCCAAAUACCACUAGACUACGAAUCAGAGAAACAUAGAGGCUUUGCUUUUAUCGAAUUCGAAACAUCUGAAGAUGCUGGUGCAGCCGUGGACAACAUGAAUGAUGCUGAACUCUUUGGAAGGACCAUCAGGGUGAACCUGGCCAAACCACAAAAAAUAAAAGAAGGUUCCACUCGACCAGUCUGGUCAGAGGAUACCUGGCUUCAAAAACAUGCAGGGGAAACAAUUAAGGACACGACAAACGAAAACGAGAAAACCAGCCAAGAUAUGGAGGUUACUGCAGAAGUGCCCCAAAAAAUCAUAAACCCUCAAGUCUAUCUAGACAUAAAAAUUGGAAAGACAGAAAUAGGCCGCAUAACAAUAAUGCUUAGGGCUGACAUAGUGCCACUUACAGCUGAAAAUUUUCGAUGCCUUUGCACUCAUGAAAAGGGCUACGGAUAUCAAGGCAGUAUAAUUCACAGAAUCAUUCCGGAUUUUAUGUGCCAAGGAGGCGACUUUACCAACCAAAAUGGCACGGGUGGAAAAUCUAUUUAUGGCAGGAAGUUUGCUGAUGAAAACUUCAAGUUAAAACAUACAAGUCCGGGAACAUUAUCGAUGGCCAAUUCGGGACCAAACACCAAUGGCUCUCAAUUCUUCAUCUGCACCGUGAAGACGGAAUGGUUGGAUGGAAAACAUGUAGUGUUUGGACAUAUUAUCAGUGGUAUGGAUGUUGUUAAACGAAUGGAAAGAUGUGGAUCGAAAACAGGAAAACCGACGGAAAAAGUUACGAUAUCUGCAUGUGGUCAAGUCCAAUAACUGUAUUACAAUCGAUUUUCAUAAUUUGAACUGGAAAUGUAUGUCUAGAUUAAUCUAAAUGUAUAUGUAUGUAAAAUGAAAUGUAUUAUUAAUUUAGCAAUUAAUAGUUUAGUAAUUAGCAACGCACUACAUAUGUCAGUUAUAUACUUGACUGUUUCAGUGUCAAAAUAUAAAUGUAAUUAAAAACUGUAAUAAACAAAAAGGGAAAUACUUUCAUAUUUCUUCCUGUA